CCUUUCAUGACUUUGUUAUUUGAUAGUGUGUUUAUAUAUGUGUGUUUCGUGUUGGCUAUAUGCACCCUAGCUAUGCAGGGUAAAAUUUGCUACAGGACACCGUUAUUUUACGACGUUUGCCAAAACACACUGCUCAAUUGUGGCUUUGCCAGGUACCAUUAUAAUUUCGUGCCACGUUUGCCAGAACACACCGUACGUCCAAAACGGAAGGGUUGACUUUUCUCAUAUGAAAUUACAAUCUUACCCUUGGAGAUAUGUACGCAGGCUUCUUUCUUCCAAGUGUUCAUCUCCCACGAAGGCAGGAACUACUAAGACGAACGGGCCGAUUUCGCAAGGAGGAACCCAAGCGGGCGGCGUCGCCCGACCUCGCAGGCCGCCCUGCCGCUGCCCCAUCAACGCCUGAUCUCGCCGUCCCCGUCCCCCUCAACGCCAUCUCUCUCCAUCCCCGUCCUCCGUCCUGCAUCACCCUCCCGUUCCUGUCCCCUGCGUCGCCGGCCAGGCACCAAUGGCGAACGGCGUGUACAGGAGCCGUGCCGCUCCGCGAGGAGACCAGGACGCACCGGCCGUCCGCACCGGCGCCCUCACUUGCGACGAAACCGGCAGUGAUGGACGGCAACUUGACCUGGGUGCCUGACAGGAUGGACAGUAGUUCAGCUACUAGAAUUAAUGUCCGGGUGUGUGCGUAUGCUGAAUUUGGCGAUAAUGGGACACAAGUUUGGCAUCCAAUUAGGGACGAAUUGAAAGUUCUAGACAAAGAUUGUGUCAAUUUCAAAGAUUUCAGUGAAGAACUUUCCGUUUUGGGACAUCCAGUGUGUUCUGACAAACGUGCCACAAAAUUAUAAUGGUACCUGGCAAAGCCACAAUUAAGCGGUGUGUUUUGGCAAACACCGGAAAAUAACGGUGUCCUGUAGCAAAUUUUCCCCAACAACAGUGGAGACAUUCAGUCCAGACGCUAUAAUUGACAACCAAUGAACAUAGGUACUCUUUUUUUAGGAGAAUAAAAGUACUCUGUAAGCAAGAAAAGCGACCAAAUCUGUGUACAUUUGAAAUGUCAUGGGAGUAAUAAUAUGCAAAAGAAGCAUAUUCUCAUGCAGUCAUGUGGUUCUUACAUCGAACUCGAAUAGCUAGUAAGCUAAAAGGAUAGACGACCCAAGUGUUCCUGCAGGCAGAUAUAGCAAAGACAGCAGAACAUCAUCAUCAUCAUCAUCAUCAUCAUCAUCACCCCACAACCAACAGGGAAAAAUGGGCUCUUGUGAGUUGGAGAUUGUAACAGAUUAUGUUCUGGCAUUGUUUAGUAUUUUUUGGGACUUACAACACCUUCCUGAUUGUUUUGAACCAUCGGGACUUGCAGCACCUUCCUGAUUGUGGUCAGUUUCACCAAUAAAAUUGGGAGCGCCAAAUUCCCAAAAUACACCAGGUAAAAAGAUGCAAUUUUAUAUGACAGCAAUCUGAAAUGACUAACUACCAAAGAUAAGAAACUAUAAGAACAAAAGCUUUGCGCAUUGUACAUCAGGAAACUUACCUAUAAAUGGCCUUGAGUACAAAAUGUUUCUCAUAGCUUCAGUAAGAAGCAAGCUUUGUACAUCAACAUUAGGAAACUGACGUGCCGAAGGCCUGAAUAAUAACCUUCUGAACAGCACACAGAAAGUAACAAUCUCCUGCCAGAUAUGCUAAGUUUGACAUGAACAAAUGGAAAGCACAGCACUGAGCACUCGUCGGGUGAUAAGGUGCAGCAUCAACCUGUCAACCCACCAAGGCUCGAACCUGGGGUGGCUCACUACCUCUAAUUAAAAGAAAUGCACAAAGAGUAAGAUUGCCGGCGUUGUACAGGUAAUACUUACUUCAUACAUGAUUCUAGUCCUAACAUUUGACAACACUAUCGGUAUUUUGAUAUAACCACAAAACUAUUGUUUAUUUGAUUAUUUGACAACACUAUCGGUAUUUUGAUAUAACCACAAAACUAUUGUUUAUUUGAUUACAUGCUUAAUUUUUUUCAUAGUUUGAACUCUCGGAAGAAAUAUCAGGAUAGUCUCAAAGCCUAGAGGUUUCGUACUGAAGUCAAUUUCAUGACAAAAAACACAGCCUUUAUUCAAACGAGUAAAUAUGGUAAAUGCUAAAGUGCAUUCUGUGUAUAUUCUUGAUUAAAGGAGGUCAGCUCCUACCAUCUUCUUAGAAAGCAAGAAUCUGACGAGAAACCAGUAGUUCACCUACUAUCGUAAUUCAUACAAUUCUUCCUUGUUUGCUUUACAACUCUACUAGCUCGUUAUAUGAUCAAUACGAAGAUCAGUUCAAAAAUGGUGAAAAACAAAGCUCACUACAGCAAAUGAAAAUAGUACUCAACAAUACAACGAAUCCAUUCUGGAAUGGAGCUACAACUAUUGACUUCUUGUUUGGUAAACUAGUAACCUGAGACCUGACAAACUACUAUCAAAGCUAAUCAUUGAUCCAAUACCUUUUAGCUUCAUGUAUGUCAUAACAUUUGCAUUGUCCAUGCUUCAAAGAGAAAUACUAUAAUAAACAAUAAGAAUCAACAAAGUGGGAGGUAUGUGUUUAUCUUCAUCACAGAGCUAACAGUUGAAUCAUCAAUGGCUAGAAAAUAAAAGUAUCCAUAAAGUACACGAGGAUGUUUCCAAACACAAAUACUCCUCCGUCCCAAAUUUGUUGACUCAGAUUUGUCUACACACAUAUGUAUCUAGACAGGUUUACAUCCGUAUCUAGACAAAUAUAAGGCAACUAAUUUGGGACGGAGGUAAUAUUAGAUUCAUACAAGGAAUUGGAUGCAAUGAGAAAAGUCAGCACAAGCAAGGCAUUGCCAUAAGAAUGAAGACUUCCUGUGGAUCUCUUCUAAAAUGGAUAAAUAGAUUUUCAAUAAGCAUUACAGCACAGGG
This is a messenger RNA of Hordeum vulgare subsp. vulgare (domesticated barley), 2888 nucleotides long. RefSeq lists its product as uncharacterized. The record is from RefSeq and is a predicted model, not a curated record. The coding region runs from base 255 to 842 and encodes 195 amino acids. Lineage: Eukaryota; Viridiplantae; Streptophyta; Magnoliopsida; Poales; Poaceae. The transcript is spliced from 2 exons.